Suncus etruscus (white-toothed pygmy shrew) is the source of this 4709-nucleotide messenger RNA. RefSeq names its product L1 cell adhesion molecule (gene L1CAM). Gene Ontology annotation, molecular function: cell-cell adhesion mediator activity. The transcript is spliced from 28 exons. Lineage: Eukaryota; Metazoa; Chordata; Mammalia; Eulipotyphla; Soricidae. Gene Ontology annotation, biological process: cell-cell adhesion; brain development. The record is from RefSeq and is a predicted model, not a curated record. Bases 152 to 3919 code for a protein of 1255 amino acids.
GCCGCCGCCGCCGCAUCGCAGACGCGCUGGGCGGCAGGUCCAAGGCCGGCGUGCGCGGAGCCUGAGCGGUGGCCGCAGCGCAGUGCCCCCACCCACCUCCGCCCCCCGCUGCCGUCUCACUUAACAGAGCCUGGCCGGCUGUGUCGAGAAGAUGGCCGUGGCGCUGCGGGCGCUGUGGCCUCUGCUCCUGUGCAGCCCCUGCCUGCUCAUCCAGAUCCCCGAGGAAUAUAAAGGGCACCACGUGAUGGAGCCGCCUGUGAUCACGGCUGAGUCUCCACGGCGCAUGGUGGUCUUUCCCACUGAUGAAAUCAGCCUCAAGUGUGAGGCCCGAGGGACACCUCAAGUUCAGUUUCGCUGGACUCGGGAUGGUGUCCACUUCAAACCCCAGGAGGAAGUGGGGGUCACAGUGCACCAAGCACCCCACUCGGGAUCCUUCACCAUCACGGGCAACAACAGCAAUUUUGCACAGAGGUUCCAGGGCACCUAUCGCUGCUUUGCCAGCAACAAAUUGGGCACUGCCAUGUCCCAGGAGAUGAGGCUUAUGGCCGAGGGUGCCCCCAAGUGGCCCAAGGAGACAGUGAAGCCCAUUGAGGUAGAGGAAGGCGAGUCAGUAGUUCUGCCUUGCCACCCACCACCCAGCGCAGAGCCACUUCGCAUCUACUGGAUGAAUAGCAAGAUCUUGCACAUCAAACAGGAUGAGCGUGUGACCAUGGGUCAGAAUGGCAACCUGUACUUCGCCAACGUGCUCACAUCAGACAACCACUUGGAUUAUAUCUGCCAUGCGCACUUCCCUGGCACCCGCACCAUCAUUCAGAAGGAACCCAUUGACCUUCGAGUCAAGGCCACCAACAGCAUGAUCUAUCGGAAGCCGCGUCUUCUCUUUCCCACCAACUCCAGCAGCACUGUGGUAGCCUUGCAGGGCCAGCCGCUCAUCCUGGAGUGCAUUGCUGAGGGCUUCCCCACGCCCAGCAUCAAGUGGCUUCGGCUGAGCGGCUCUAUGCCCAGUGACCGCGUCAUCUAUCAGAACCACAACAAGACACUGCAGCUACUGAACGUGAGUGAGGAAGAUGAUGGCAAAUACCGUUGCCUGGCUGAGAACUCCCUGGGGAGUGCCCGGCAUGACUACGAAGUCGUCGUGGAGGCUGCUCCGUAUUGGCUGCGCAAGCCCCAAAAUGAGCUGUACGCACCAGGAGAAACGGCCCGCCUGGACUGCCAAGUACAAGGCCGGCCCCAGCCACAGGUCACCUGGAGGAUCAACGGGAUCCCUGUCAAUGAGCUGGCUGAGAACCAGAAGUACCAAAUCCAGCAAGGGCCCCUCAGCAACCUGGUCCUGAGCAACCUGCAACCCAGCGACUCCAUGGUGACCCAGUGUGAGGCCCGCAAUCCGCAUGGGGUCUUGCUGGCCAAUGCAUACAUCUACGUCGUCCAGCUGCCAACCAAGAUUCUGACAGCAGACAACGAAACAUACCUGGCGGUAGAGGGCAGCAGUACCUACUUGCUGUGCAAAGCCUUUGGGGCCCCUGUGCCCAGUGUCCAGUGGCUGGACCAGGAGGGCAAGAGCGUGCUGCAGGAUGACCGCUUCUUCCCCUAUGCCAAUGGCACCCUGGGCAUCCGUGACCUGCACAUCAAUGACACUGGUCACUACUUCUGUCAGGCAGCCAAUGACCAGAACAAUGUGACUAUUGUGGCUAACCUGCAGGUCAAAGCUGCCACACGAAUCACGCAGGGGCCCCGGAGUGCCAUUGAGAAAAAAGGCUCAAGAGUCACGUUUUCGUGCCAUGUCACCUUUGACCCAUCCUUGCAAGCUCGGAUCACCUGGCGGGGGGCCGGCCGUGACCUGCAGGACCCUGGGGACAGAGAGAAGUACCACAUAUAUGAUGGGCACCUGGUUAUCUAUAACCUGGACUACAGUGACCAAGGCAACUACAGCUGUGUGGCCAGCACCAAGCUGGACACAGUGGAGAGCCAGGCUGAGCUCCUGGUGGUGGGGAGCCCAGGCCCAGUGCCCCGAGUCCAGGUGGUUGACCGGAACCUAGCGGAUAAAAACAAGGUUCAGCUGACCUGGAGCCCUGCAGAUGACCACAAUGUGCCCAUUGAAAAGUAUCACGUCGAGUUCCAGGACAAGGAAAAGGAGCCCGAGAAAUGGCUCUACCUGGGCAGAGUAGCUGGGAAUGAGACCUUCGGCACCUUCGAUCUGUCCCCCUACAUCCAUUACACUUUCCGAGUCACUGCCAUCAACAAGUACGGCCCAGGCGAGCCCAGCCCAGACUCUGAUGAGACUGUGCUCACACCGGAGGCUGCCCCUCAGCAGAACCCCAAGGGCGUAAAGGGUGAAGGAAACCAGACUGACAACAUGAUCAUCACUUGGCAGCCUCUUAAGUGGACGGAGUGGAAUGCACCUCAGCUACAGUACCGUGUCCAGUGGCGUCUUCAGGGCUCUCGGGGGCCGUGGGAGGAGCAGACAGUGGACCAGCCAUUCCUUGUGGUGUCCAACACUUCCACCUUUGUGCCCUACGAGAUCAGGGUGCAGUCAGUGAACAGACAGGGCAAGGGUCCCGAGCCCCAGGUUACUGUGGGCUACUCAGGCGAGGACUACCCUCAGGCACGCCCAAAGCUGGAAGACAUUGAGACUGUGAACUCCAGCACUGUGCUGGUCAGAUGGUGGCCUGUGGAACCGGCAACAGUCAGGGGGCACCUGCGGGGAUACAAUGUGACAUACUGGUGGGUGGGCAGUCAGCAGAGGUUCAGUAAGAGGCACACGCACCGAGACCAUGUGGUGGUGCCCGCCAACACCACGAAUGCCACCCUGGGCGGCCUGCGUCCCUACAGUUCCUACUCCCUGGAGCUACGGGUCUUCAAUGGCCGAGGCCUGGGGCCUGCCACUGAACAGACCUUCCAGACACCCGAGGGAGUGCCAGGCCAGCCGGAAGCACUGCAUCUGGAGUGCCUAUCAAAUACCAGCCUGCAGCUGCAAUGGAAGCCCCCUGUCCAUCACAAUGGGGUGCUCACUGGCUACUUGCUCACCUACCAGCCUCUGGAUGAUGGGGGCAAGAAGGUGCCGCCCUUGGCCCUGGAGGACCCCAACAUUAAUAAAACAAACCUCACCAGCCUCAGUCCUCACCUGCGCUACCGCUUUCAGCUGCAGGCCACCACAAGGGAGGGGGCCGGCAUUGCCAUCGAGCGUGAGGGGGGCACCAUGGCCGUGUCUGGGACCCUGGAUUUUGGAAAUAUUUCGGCCAUCGCAGGAGAGAAUUACAGUGUGGUCUCCUGGGUGCCCAAGGAGGGACAGUGCAACUUCGCAUUCAAAAUCUUGUUCAAAGCUGUUGGGAAUGAGAAGGAGAAGGUGGCGGAGCAGUCCGUCAGCUACAACCAGAAGUCAUACACACAGUGGGACCUGCAGCCUGACACUGAAUAUGAGAUACGUCUGUUCAAGGAGAGUGAACUUUUGCAUAAGAUGGCUGUGAGAACCAAUGGCACCAGCCUCGUGCCACUCACACCAACUGGCUUUGCCACCAAGGGCUGGUUCAUCGGCUUCGUGUGUGCCAUCAUUCUCCUGCUUCUCAUCUUGCUCAUCCUCUGCUUCAUCAAGCGCAGCAAAGGCGGCAAGUACUCAGUGAAGGACAAAGAAGACACGCAGGUGGACUCGGAGGCCCGGCCCAUGAAGGAUGAGACAUUUGGGGAGUACAGUGACAAUGAGGAGAAAGGCUUCGGCAGCAGCCAGCCAUCCCUCAAUGGUGACAUCAAGCCGCUGGGCAGCGAUGACAGCCUGGCUGACUACGGCGGCAGUGUGGAUGUGCAGUUCAAUGAGGAUGGUUCAUUCAUUGGCCAAUAUAGUGGCAAGAAGGAGAAGGAGGCAGCAGGGGGCCAUGACAGCUCUGGGGCUGCCUCUCCUGUUAAUCCUGCUGGGGCGCUGGAGUAGCAGACCCCCUGAGGUGGGUCAGGGGGAUGUGGCCCAGCCUCUCUGAUCCUGAUGCCUCUGUACCCACUCCCACUCUGGCUCCCUCCUGUCCCUGUCUGCCCCCAGCCUCGGCCUGCCCUCUGCCCCCAUCAUGGGAGCAGAACUCAGUGCCUCGGACCCUUGCUGACUCUACGGCCCCACUUGAUUGCCAAAACCCAGCUGCACCCCUUCUUGGGCGCACCGCUUUGCUCCAGCUCGGGGGUCACCCACUCAUCAGGUGCUGCCUUCCCAGGGGCAGGGGUGUCCGAGGCCCAGCCUGCUGGGACAGACUCAGUGUCCAUACCAUCUUUCUCCUCUGCUCUACCUGGGAUGACGCUGGGCAGGCGGGCACGGGCACCCUGCUCCAUGCUCCCACUGCCCACCUGCCCUUGGCUGGCUUUCAGGAGCUCUGUCCACAUGCUGCCUUCAGUACCCACCAGACAACAUCCAAGUGGCCUCCAUGUUGCCCCGACCCCUUCCAGCCACCACCGCCUGCCCCCUUGGCCUUUUGCCCCUGGAAUGUAAAUACACGUGACCUUGACCGUUCAGUGUCUCCCCAUAUGCCACUAGUGUGUAGGCACUUGUCUCAGUCUCGCGGUGCUUUCUAGGUUUGAUAGCGAUUAGCUGUGAUGCUCUGUUCCGGGACCAGCACAGCCGGGCCACAUGCUUGGCUUUGCCUGCUGGGCUUGAGCCCUUGACAAAAGACAAAAGAAUCUAUAUAUAUGUACAGAAAUAGCAGAAUUUAACAGCGAAUAAAAACCUGGAAACGAGA